AAGGAGGAUGAGAGAGAACCACAACAAGUUCCUAUUGAUGGCUGCAUACUAGGGAAAAUUAAAGGGGCUACCUGGAAGAGGAAACCAUCUACCUCAGGUAGAAAUCAAAGGAAGUGCGUAGAUGAUAGGGCUAAAGCAGGAGAUCAGUCAAAUAAGAGAGAUAGGGAGGAUUAUCAAAAUCAAACCAGCCCAGAGGGAAAGAUGGAUGGAGUCUUUGUGGUAGGUGGUUUUUGGAGAAGCCAAUGGGUACUAGAGGUGGCUUAUUAUUGCUCUGGACUUGGUGAUUAUCAUUGGGUACCUGGACUGAAUGGAGGCAAACCUGAAAUUAAAGUGCAAAUAGAUGCCAACAUGUUCAGAGUGAAGGACUUAUUAUGUAAUGGUGGGGUCAGCUGGGAUAGUACCUUGAUUAAAGCCUUGUUUAAGGAUGGAGAUGCUUCUGAAAUUUUGAAGAUCAAGGGACUGAAUCCUAACUCUGAGGAUGUGCUAAAAUGCUCUUUUGCUACCAAAGGAAAAUUUUCUGUGAAGACUGCCUAC
Messenger RNA from Striga asiatica, 534 nucleotides. Lineage: Eukaryota; Viridiplantae; Streptophyta; Magnoliopsida; Lamiales; Orobanchaceae. The record is from the annotation of a GenBank genome assembly.